Psylliodes chrysocephalus is the source of this 504-nucleotide messenger RNA. The record is from the annotation of a GenBank genome assembly. NCBI's taxonomy places the organism in Eukaryota, Metazoa, Arthropoda, Insecta, Coleoptera, Chrysomelidae.
AUGUUUCAAAAAUCAGUUAUAAAGGCAUGUAACUCCAGAAAUAAUUUAUGGUCAGCAAAGGUUCAAUCCCGUUUGCUAUUAGUUAAUGACUUGCCAGCAGCAGAUGCCAUUUACCACCAGGCAUGCAGCGUAAAUUUUCGAAAAGGUGACCCGGUCCCAAAAAAGUACCAAUAUAAUCCCAAAGACGAAUUACGUUACAAACCUCUUGGUCAUCCUAAGGAGAAAGACAAGCUAGAUGCUUUUUUGAAAGUUUGUAAGUUGUUUGAAGAAAAUGAUGAGCUGGUUUGUGCCCAGCAGCUGGUUACUAAAAUGAAAGACUUUCUACCAGUUGGUAGUGAACCAUAUAGUGAACGCUACAUGCUGCAAAAGCUUAAAGAAGUUUUUUUUGGGAAUAUCAUCGUUUUCUCGAAGUAUGGAUUGCCUAAUAUAUUAACUAUGGGUGAAACAGUGGCUGAUAUUAUUUUGGAUUACCAGAAGAAGAAAAAAUUAGAAGACCCUGAAUAA